This is a messenger RNA of Amphibalanus amphitrite, 1654 nucleotides long. RefSeq names its product probable chitinase 2. The transcript is spliced from 10 exons. Gene Ontology annotation, molecular function: chitinase activity; chitin binding. Bases 240 to 1466 code for a protein of 408 amino acids. Gene Ontology annotation, biological process: carbohydrate metabolic process; chitin catabolic process. NCBI's taxonomy places the organism in Eukaryota, Metazoa, Arthropoda, Thecostraca, Balanomorpha, Balanidae. Gene Ontology annotation, cellular component: extracellular region. The record is from RefSeq and is a predicted model, not a curated record.
CAGACAGCCGCCACCAGGAAGGAGCUGGGCGGUCAGACCCGGUGCACAGGGACCCGGCGGUGCGGUUGUGCACCGUCCGGCCGGCUGCACGCGGUGGCUCACACCACUAUCAGCUGGGGAGGCGUACCGGUGGUGGGCAGAGGUCUGUCCCAGAGGGUCAGACAGUCCACGGGCAGCAGCAGAGCGGCUCAGCCGCUCCGAACUGAUUGAGCCAACCGACACUCAACAGGCUCGUCAAUAUGUCGAUCCGUGCGCAGUUAAUGCUGGCGCCAGUGAUGGUUCUGACGACCGUCCUCAUCGCCCAGGCCGCGGCCGACCCGCCGUACAAGGUGGUCUGCUACUUCGAGAGCUGGGCGGUCUACAGGCCCGGACUGGGCAGUCAUGACGUGGAGGACAUCGACUUUGACCUGUGCACCCACCACAUCUACACGUUUGCCGGACUCAACACCAACCACAAGAUCCACUCGCUGGACCCCUACCACGACCUCUACAACAACUACGGAGAGGGUGCUUACCUUCGCUUCACGGGCAUGAAGGAGACUCACCCUCAGAUUAAGACCAUGAUUUCAAUCGGCGGCUGGAACGAGGGAUCCAAAAAGUACUCACAAAUGGCAUCGUCGGCCGAGUACCGGGCGACCUUUGUCCAGAGUGUGGUCGACUUUCUGGCCAAGUACAAAUUCGACGGACUGGACCUGGACUGGGAAUACCCCACGCUGCGUGGUGGCGCGCCAGAGGACAAGGAGAACUUCGUCCUGCUGCUGAAGGAUCUGAGCGAGGCCCUGCGACCGAGAGGGCUGCUGCUCUCCGCUGCCCUCUCGCCGGGUAGACAGAAUAUCGAGCCGGCCUACGACCUCGACGAAAUGGUCAAGUACCUGGACUUCAUGAACGUGAUGAACUACGACUACCACGGCGACUGGGACCCGUUCAUCGGCCACAACGCGCCCAUGUUCCUCACGCAGAAGGACGUGGAGCACGGCGAGCCGUUCCAAUGGUUCAGUCUGAACUAUACGAUGAACUACUACCUGGGACGAGGCGUGCCCGGCUCUCAGUUGAUGAUGGGAUUCCCCCUGUACGGCCGCGGGUUCAAGCUGCAGGACCCGUCCAAGCACGCGCCGUACGACCCGUCCAACGGCCCCAUGGACGGGUGUCCGUACAGUGAGGAGCCCGGAUUCUGCGGCUACAAUGAGCUCUGUGAGCGGAUCUUCAGCCAGAGCGGGUGGACGGACGUACACGAUGGUGACAUGCAGGCAAUUUACAGCUACAAGGGCAGCAACUGGAUCGGCUGGGACGACCUCAACAUCGUCAAACUGAAGUUGGACUACCUGAAGAGUAUCGGAGUGGGCGGCGCCAUGUUGUGGUCGAUUGACACGGACGACUUCCGCGGUUUGUGCGGACCAAAGUACGCCAUCGCCAACCUGAUCUGGAGCGAGCUGAACGGAGCCGCCGACUCUGAGGGCCGGGAGUAGGGUCACAUCCUGGAGGAGCAGCGAGUAGUGACCCUCCCUGCUGCCGUGAGGUGUCCAGCAGUGGGGUGUGGUGUGCCAUAAAACGUUAGACCGGGAUCUGUGUUACGUUAGGGAUCUUUACAGUGCAGUGUUCAACGGGGUGCUAUUUUUGCGAUUACAAUACAUAUGAAAUGUGCAUGAGCAUUGAA